Schizosaccharomyces cryophilus OY26 is the source of this 2031-nucleotide messenger RNA. RefSeq lists its product as uncharacterized. NCBI's taxonomy places the organism in Eukaryota, Fungi, Ascomycota, Schizosaccharomycetes, Schizosaccharomycetales, Schizosaccharomycetaceae. The record is from RefSeq and is a predicted model, not a curated record. The coding region runs from base 1 to 1605 and encodes 534 amino acids. Gene Ontology annotation, cellular component: membrane. Gene Ontology annotation, biological process: transmembrane transport. The transcript has a single exon. Gene Ontology annotation, molecular function: transmembrane transporter activity.
AUGUCUCGAUCCGACAAAAUCGAUUUAGAAGGUCUAAAUGCAGACGCUGCAGAGCUCGCUGCCUUGGGCUAUAAGCAAGAAUUCAAACGUGAAUUCUCUGCUUUUAGCUCAUUCUGCGUCUCCUUUUCCGUUCUUGGCUUAUUACCCUCGUUCGCUUCUACCAUGUAUUAUACAACAGGUUACGCCGGCACUCCUGCAAUGGUGUGGGGCUGGCUGAUUGCAAUGUUUUUUGUUCAAUGUGUUGCCUGUGGUAUGGCAGAACUGUGUUCUUCUAUGCCUACUUCGGGUGGUUUAUAUUAUGCCGCGGCUAGUCUGGCUCCUAAACGCUGGGGCCCUUUGGCUGCUUGGCUUACCGGUUGGUCCAACUAUUUCGUUCAAGUCACAGCAGCUCCUAGUGUUGCCUAUUCCUUUUCCGGAAUGAUUCUUUCUCUAAUCCAAAUCAAGAAUCCCAACUAUACCCCCGAAAACUAUCAAACUUUUUUAUUAGCAUGCGCUGCUAUGAUCGCCAUGACAUUGAUUUCGUGCCUUCCAACAAAAGUUAUCGCCCAUUUUAAUACUUGGGGUACGGCCAUCAACAUGCUCUUCCUUAGCAUUGUCAUGAUUACCCUUUUAGCUGUCGCUGGCAAAAACCAUACUUUUAAUAGCAAUCAUAGAGUUUGGACGAGUUUCGAUAAUCAGACCGAUUGGAGUAACGGAAUGGCCCUUUUGAUGUCUUUUGCCGGUGUCAUUUGGACCAUGUCUGGUUACGACUCUCCUUUCCAUUUAAGUGAGGAAUGCUCCAAUGCCAGUGUCGCUGCUCCGAGAGCUAUAGUCAUGACCUCUGCUUUUGGCGGUCUCGUAGGGUGGCUUUUGAACCUCAUCAUUGCAUAUACCAUCGUUGAUGUAUCUCAAGUCAUGAACGACAGUCUAAGUCAACCUUAUGUCGUCUAUCUUCAGCAAGUCUGUGAUCACAAAACAACAGUUGCGUUAACUGCCAUCACCAUCGUUUGCAGUUUUAUGAUGGGUCAAGGAUGUAUGGUUGCUGCUUCUCGCGUUACUUAUUCUUAUGCAAGAGACGGCGUCUUUCCCUUUUCCAACAUCCUUGCUCAUGUCGAUCUUCGUACAAAGACACCAAACCGAUGUACUUGGAUGAAUACUGUGGUUGGUAUCCUGUUGCUACUCUUAAUUUUCGCUGGUGAUGUAGCCAUCAAUGCUAUUUUUUCUGUCGGUGCUAUCGCUGCUUUUGUUGCUUUUACAAUUCCUAUUUUCAUUAGGAUCACAUGUGUAUCUGACGCUGAAUUCCAAAGAGGCCCUUUUCACUUGGGCCGCUUUUCAAAGCCCAUAGGUUAUGCCUCCUGUGCAUUUGUCGUGCUCAUGCUUCCCAUCUUAUGUUUUCCACAAACCAAGGGAAAGAAUUUGGAUGCAGAAGGCAUGAACUGGACCUGUGUGGUGUACGGAGGUCCUAUGCUUGCUAUUAUCAUUUGGUGGAUUCUCUCAGCCCACAAAUGGUUUAAAGGUCCUUGCCUUACAGAAACGUCUUCCGCAAGCCCAGAAGUUAUUUUGGAAGGUGUAUCCAAUUAUGACGAUGAAGCCAGUCUUUCCACUACCACUACCAAGAAAAAGUAGCAAAUUUACGUUCCCCAGUAACCACAUUCCUGGAAUUUCCCUAAAUUGUUUUUUUUCAUCUCUGUCUUUUUAUCUUUAAAAAAAUUUGAUGCCUAAUCUAACCCCUUUCCAUUCGAUAUAAUAUGAUGUCUUUCGUAAUCCCAUCUGUUUAUGCUUCCUUUUCGUCCGUUUUUUAUACCAUUGGUUCUUUCUCAUUCUAGUGUUGUUAUGAAUGUUUUAAUGUAUGAUUUCCUUCCUAUCUUUCGCUUCUUUUUAUGGACCUUUAUUCUCUUCUCCUCUCAAUUGAUCGCUAUUAUAUUACUUGCUUUGUUUGUGUCCUUUUUUCUUGGUUUUGUAAUUUAGUAAUAUAUCUCAUUCGCUUCUUAUUAUGAACGAAGGUUUUGUACUCUUAUCCGUGACAAUAUCAUAAGGCAUAUAGUCGCUUAC